AUGGCACCGUCACGCUCUACUGCUCGAAACCAGCUCGUAAGCAUCACCGGGUGUACUCCAACAACAGCUACAAGUCUACUUGAAAAACACAACUGGAAACUCGAAGAAGCCGUCAACGCUUACUUGGAAAAUGGGCUGUCUCGAGCGACCCUAGUAGCUUCAGACCCGCAAAUUGAGCAUAUUUAUAAGACAUACCAAGAUCCCGCUGAUCCAGAACGCAUAGAUGUGGAUGGUGUGCUCAAGUAUCUCGACGACUUGGGCAUCGAGCCCGAAGAUCCCAAAAGCUUAACCCUUGCCUUUUUUUUGGAGGCGCCCUCAAUGGGUGUAUUCACACGAACCAAGUUCAUUGGAAACUGGAGCAAAACCUCUGCUCGAAGUGUCGCGGAAAUGAAACAGUACAUCGAUAACCUUGACUCCACCAUCAAACAGUGCGACCCACUCCAGUUUGUCCAGCUCUACAAUUUCACAUUUGACUUUUCAAUGGAGAAUCCUGGCCAACGACUCCUCGCCAUAGACACCGCCGUAGAAUACUGGAAAAUGCUCUUGUACAAACGACCGGAAUUCGAAGGAUGCCAGCUCCGAUUUGACCAAUGGUUCCAGUUUCUCACCACCCACAAAAAAUCCAUAACCAAGGAUACCUGGCGAAUGGUAUACCUCUUCUUCAAGGAGGUUGUUGCCAGCGACCCCGAAAACCUUCUGGAAUACGACGAGAUGGCGUCUUGGCCCAGUGUAAUCGACGAGUACAUAGAAUGGUUGCGCGAGACCGAAAGCUAG
Meyerozyma guilliermondii ATCC 6260 is the source of this 774-nucleotide messenger RNA. Its product is annotated as NEDD8 ligase. Gene Ontology annotation, biological process: positive regulation of ubiquitin-protein transferase activity; protein neddylation. NCBI's taxonomy places the organism in Eukaryota, Fungi, Ascomycota, Pichiomycetes, Serinales, Debaryomycetaceae. The record is from RefSeq and is a predicted model, not a curated record. The transcript has a single exon. Bases 1 to 774 code for a protein of 257 amino acids. Gene Ontology annotation, cellular component: ubiquitin ligase complex. Gene Ontology annotation, molecular function: ubiquitin conjugating enzyme binding; cullin family protein binding; ubiquitin-like protein binding.